UCCGGUUAGUAUAAGUUAAGUUACAGGCACCGGCGAGUUGCACUACGCUGUGUAGAACUUGGUAACUGGUUCCACGUUAAUAAGACAAAUUAGUAAUUUCGGCAUGGCAGAAGAGGCAGUCACACAGCAGAUGGAAGGUUUGCAAGUACAAGAAAGAAAUAAGGAUGGUGCAGGAGACAAAGGCAGCAAGGAAGCCGGAAAGAAGAAGAACAAGGGAGGAGAUUCUUCGGGUCGAUCUGAGUUGAGCCCCCUGCCCCAGUACAUUGAGGACCGCCUGGGCAUUUACAACAAGCUGAAGGAGGAGCAUGACGCCCUGAUGGCAGAGAGGGCAGCUAAGGACAGCAAGCCCAUCAAGAUCACACUCCCGGAUGGGAAAGUGGUCGACGGCGAGUCGUGGAAAACCACCCCUUACCAGGUGGCCUGUGGAAUCAGUCAAGGUCUGGCCGACAACACAGUGAUCGCCAAGGUCGAUAACAACGUGUGGGACUUGGACAGGCCCUUGGAGGGAGACUGCAGCCUGCAGCUGCUCAAGUUUGACGAUGAGGAGGCACAAGCAGUGUACUGGCACUCUAGCGCCCACAUCAUGGGGGAGGCCAUGGAGAGGGUGUACGGAGGGUGCCUGUGCUACGGCCCACCCAUAGAGAAUGGCUUCUACUACGACAUGUACUUGGAUAACGAAGGCGUGUCGAGCAAUGACUUCCCUUGCCUGGAGAAUCUGUGUAAGAAGAUUAUAAAGGAGAAGCAGCCCUUUGAGAGACUGGAGAUAAAGAAGGAGACCCUGCUGGAAAUGUUCAAGUACAACAAGUUCAAGUGCAGGAUUUUGAAUGAGAAAGUGAAGACCCCGACAACUACUGUUUACAGGUGUGGCCCACUCAUUGACCUCUGCAGGGGGCCCCAUGUCAGACACACUGGAAAGAUCAAGGCCAUGAAGAUCCACAAGAACUCUUCCACAUACUGGGAAGGCAAGGCGGAAAUGGAGUCCCUCCAGCGGCUUUACGGGAUCUCCUUCCCGGAUCCCAAGAUGCUGAAGGAGUGGGAGAGGUUCCAGGAGGAGGCCAAGAACCGGGAUCACCGCAAGCUGGGCCGGGAGCAGGACCUGUUCUUCUUCCACGACCUCAGCCCCGGGAGCUGCUUCUUCUUGCCCAAGGGAGCCUACAUCUACAACACCCUCAUCGAGUUCAUCAGGAGCGAAUAUAGGAAGAGGGGCUUCCAGGAGGUGGUGACCCCCAACGUCUACAACAGCAAGCUGUGGCAGACCUCUGGCCACUGGCAGCACUACAGCGAGAACAUGUUCUCCUUCGAGGUGGAGAAGGAGACCUACGCUCUCAAGCCCAUGAACUGCCCUGGACACUGCCUGAUGUUCGACCACCGGCCACGGUCGUGGCGCGAGCUGCCCCUGCGCAUGGCCGACUUCGGCGUGCUGCACCGCAACGAGCUGUCGGGAGCGCUCACGGGCCUCACCCGCGUGCGCCGCUUCCAGCAGGACGACGCCCACAUCUUCUGCUCCAUGGACCAGAUCGAGGAGGAGAUCAAGGGCUGUCUGGACUUCCUGCGCACCGUCUACAACGUGUUCGGGUUCACUUUCAAGCUGAACCUGUCCACCCGGCCAGAGAAGUUCCUGGGGGAGCCGGAAGUGUGGGACCAGGCUGAGAAGCAACUGGAGAACAGCCUCAACGAGUUUGGGGAGAAGUGGGUGCUGAACCCGGGGGACGGGGCCUUUUAUGGACCAAAGAUCGACAUUCAGAUCAAGGACGCCAUCGGCCGGUACCAUCAGUGCGCUACCAUCCAACUGGACUUCCAGCUGCCGAUCCGCUUCAACCUCACCUUCGUCAGCCAUGACGGGGACGACAAGAAGAGGCCUGUGAUCAUUCACAGAGCCAUCCUGGGCUCGGUGGAGAGAAUGAUCGCCAUCCUGACAGAAAACUAUGGAGGCAAAUGGCCCCUCUGGCUGUCUCCACGUCAAGUGAUGGUCAUUCCUGUGGGUCCCACCUGUGAGGAGUACGCACAGAAGGUUCAGCAGGAGUUCCACAUUGGUGGCCUGAUGUCUGAUGUGGAUCUGGAUCCAGGCUGCACUCUCAAUAAGAAGAUCAGGAACGCACAGCUGGCUCAGUACAACUUCAUCCUGGUGGUGGGAGAGAAGGAGAAGAGCAGUGAAACGGUCAACGUCCGCACCCGCGACAACAAGGUCCACGGAGAGCGGAGCGUGAAGCAGUGCCUGGAGCGCCUGCGCCACCUAAAGGACACACGCAGCCGGCAAGCCGAGGAGGAAUUCUGAGCCAUCCUCGGUCCCUGGCAGUUACCCAAAGCAACCACACGAGCAGCAAUCCAGCCACAGCACAUGAAGGAUCAUACAUACAGCCGAUUUUUUUUGCCUUACUUGCUUAUAUUAUAACGAUGUUCAUUUCUUACAAUGUCCAAGUGACCAGUACAUCUUAGGUCUAAGUUAUGGUGUUUAUAUAUGUUAAUAAUUAAUGGUUAAAGGUUGUUCACAACCUGGUUGGUCAUCUUGUUGUUUUUCUUUUUUAUCUCUCUAAUGUCUGUCAAAGUUGCGUUUGAAAUCAUGAUGCUGUCGAUUUAUCAGAUUCUUAAUUCGUUCCGCAAAAUGCAAUUCCAGAUGAUUAAAAAAAUACUCUGCCACUGUGUUUGGGAUUCUGUGUUUUGAAAGGGACAUUUUAAUUAGUUCAGUGUAGUGCUGGUGUGGCAGCCAUCGUAAGUUAUGGAAUGAAAGUAGAUUUGUCUUACAGCCUAAAACCGCUCGUGAAAUUGUGAGUCAAUUUUACAAUAAAAGAUUAUUCUUGCAUUUU
This is a messenger RNA of Megalops cyprinoides (Indo-Pacific tarpon), 2804 nucleotides long. It is a transcript of the gene tars1, whose product is annotated as threonyl-tRNA synthetase 1. Gene Ontology annotation, biological process: threonyl-tRNA aminoacylation. The coding region runs from base 104 to 2275 and encodes 723 amino acids. The record is from RefSeq and is a predicted model, not a curated record. Lineage: Eukaryota; Metazoa; Chordata; Actinopteri; Elopiformes; Megalopidae. Gene Ontology annotation, molecular function: threonine-tRNA ligase activity; ATP binding. Gene Ontology annotation, cellular component: cytoplasm. The transcript is spliced from 19 exons.